Truncatella angustata is the source of this 1383-nucleotide messenger RNA. RefSeq lists its product as uncharacterized. Lineage: Eukaryota; Fungi; Ascomycota; Sordariomycetes; Amphisphaeriales; Sporocadaceae. The record is from RefSeq and is a predicted model, not a curated record. The coding region runs from base 454 to 1068 and encodes 204 amino acids. The transcript has a single exon.
CAUGGUGACAAGCACAAUAAAGUAUAUACUUUUGUUUUCUUUGCUUUUCUUUUCCUUUGGAGGUGUCCAACAAGUUGAUUCCCGUCUUUUGCCCAAAACCCCUCACCAUUGAGGAACUAGACAACGACCGGGGUGGAGAAUUUGCCCCGCGAUGCUCUUGGCAUUGGUCGCCUUUUGCCUUGAAGUGGCAGCGUGGUUUCAUAGAUAGAAACACCCAGUUGCUUAUUAUCUUAUUCCACAUUAAAGUUUUUAUACUGUAUAAAUUGGAUUUUUCGGAAAGUGGAUAGAAACGUCAGAAGGAACCUGGGGUUAACCGAAUAAAGGUCGUUCAAUCAUCAUCGUGAACUCAUAACCCCAGAAUACGGGCAUCGUCUCCCACGCAGAUACCCCACCUCGAUACUUCGUACCUGCUUUCCCUCCCUCCCUCCGUGGAGUCAAGGUACACAGAAAACCAUGGCCGACGCAUAUCGCAAGGUCGGCCGCGGCGGCGCCGGCAACUUCUACUCCCAGAAGGACGUCGAGGACGCCACCAAAAAUGCGGAGGAGUCGUCGUCCAAGGACGUCGAGGCCCAGAAGCCCGCGCUCGCAGACGAGGCGCCCUCCGACCCAGCUGAUCCUCCCGCGCCUGCCUCGUUCAUCAGCACCGAAGCGGCAGCAGCGCCGGUGCGUACUGGACGCGGCGGCGCCGGUAACUACGUCGACCCUCUGACGGCAUCUUCAGGCUUCAUCAUCUCAGGUGCCAAGCCGCACCCAGCGACGGUGCACACGACGGGUAACCCCUCUGCCAGCCGGGCGCUAAACCCGGAGACGUCCUCGUCGACGGGCACGCAGGGAGGACCACCGCCGCCGGCGAGAGCAGGCCUCUCGGGUCGGGGCGGCGCGGGCAACUGGUCGAGCGGGGAGGACCACAGGGUGAUCGACGAGGAGCAGGAGAGAAAGCGGAAGGAGGCGCUGGACAAAGGCAUUUUUGACGACGUGAAGGCGUCGCUCAGGGAGCCCGGGAGGGCGCACACGAGGGUGCACCCGCACGGGAGGGGAGGGGGCCCGAGGGGUCUGGAGGAAUCGUGACUCUUCCACGAUCAGGUCUGGCUGUCUAUCGCGUGCUCCGAGAUGCUGCAGAGUGCCGAUCUUCGUGCGCGUGGUGCGGCGGUCGGGUCUGGCGAUUUGCAGCACGAGAACCGCAACGACAAACGAGGGGGCGGCGGGGGUAGUGGGAUGUAGAUGAAAUGUGAAAUAUAGUGUGCGACGCGUCGGUCGCAAAGGCUCGAGGUAUGCCAAGAGGAUGGUAGUGUAACAUAGGCAUACACGUGCGUAUGCGUUGCGGUUAUUACAGCACAGUAUUAAGAAUAACACCAUAUAUAAUAAAGUAAACAUUUCUAGCGG